Molecule: messenger RNA, 963 nt
Organism: Adineta ricciae
Lineage: Eukaryota; Metazoa; Rotifera; Eurotatoria; Adinetida; Adinetidae
Source: the annotation of a GenBank genome assembly
AUGACUGAAGUGAAGCGUGGUACGCUCAAAUUUUAUCAUCGUGGCUUAUUGAACAAAAGAUGGAAAGAAUAUCGUUUUAUUCUGUAUGAUUCAAGCUUACUGACUUGGUAUGCUGAUAUCAAACAUAAAAAGCCAGAUGGCAUGGUUUUACUCAAAGAUGUCGAACGAUUUAUAUGUGUUGGUCCGUAUACAAGGUUUUUACCUGAUUUUCCACAUUUGGAACAUGAAUAUGAUCAAAUAGCAUUGAUUGCUUUUCCUAUGUCCAUCAAAGAUCGUGAUCGAGAUAUUGUCUGGCUUCUGUGCGAGGAUGUCGAAGACUUAAACUCGUGGAUGAAAGCAAUCAUUCAAACGUUACCAUCCCAUACACUACGUAUGGAGAGAUUAACUCAACCUACCUCACCAUCCAUCGACAAUGCGUCUCCAGUUACAUCUGGACUAACUUCACCGGAAGUCACCAGUUCCGAGCCGUUAGUAUUUCAAGCGAGUGAAGUUGCAAUUCCACUCGCAGCUGGUUUUAUCGGAAGCCGUCUUCAAGGCAAUGCAAUGAAUUCAAAGGAAUGUCCAUUAAAAAAAGCUGGUUAUGAUUAUGGAGACACUCUCUGGGGAACGGGCGAAGAGUUAUUCAUGACAGCUGUUUAUUUGGAGGCGGAUGUUCCGGGUUUUGCUGCUAUUGGUGGUAACGGUUGUUACUCGAAUCAUAUGGAUCUCAUUCGGAACGAGGACGAUGAAGAAUCAUUGAAAUAUACGGAAGACAAUGUCGACGAAUCAGCGGAUGCCGAAGAAGCUACAUAUGAAGUAUCAGAAAAUGGAGAUAAUAACGAUGAAGAGGAAUCAAACCAUCGUGAGAAUGAAAGUGAAGAAUCAAGCGCAUCAUCUGGUGAUGAGAACGACGAUGUCGAAGAUGAAAUUAUAUCGCAGAUUGAGGAAGACCUACAGAUGAUUGAUAGCGACAGUGUGGAAUGA